Schistocerca gregaria is the source of this 1719-nucleotide messenger RNA. RefSeq lists its product as uncharacterized. The record is from RefSeq and is a predicted model, not a curated record. The coding region runs from base 28 to 1719 and encodes 563 amino acids. Gene Ontology annotation, molecular function: thymidylate synthase activity. The transcript has a single exon. Lineage: Eukaryota; Metazoa; Arthropoda; Insecta; Orthoptera; Acrididae. Gene Ontology annotation, cellular component: mitochondrion; cytosol. Gene Ontology annotation, biological process: dTMP biosynthetic process.
AUAAGUAUUUUUAUUUGAACGAGCUCUAUGUCUUUAGCCGAUAGUGGUGAAAUGUCUGAACUUGGCGUGAGCGAUCCAGACCUGGGCACGCUGUUCAAAGGUCAAUGGGGAAAUGUGCAUGCAAUUGCAUUGAGCAGUACCAAGUGUUCGGUGAUAAGCAUGGUGUCGACGGUAUCGACAUCGCUGAGAAUUGUAUUGAUAUUGGUAGAGGAAUGGAGUCAUAGAGCGAUACAAGAGCUAGAUUCGCGGAAACGGCUCAUGAACGACUGUCAGGUUAUGUCUUCUGUGAAGGCGAACAUGCUGAAGCUGAUAAAUAUAUCGACGGGUAUACCGCCUAUACCUACGAGGUCUGAAAUGGAUGAGAAGACCGUGGUGGAUGCGUUGAACUUGUGUGGACAGUGGAUGAAGAAAACGGCGAAGGUAGUAAGAACAAUCGUUUCAGUAUGGAGGGAAUUUAAGAAACUGAAAUCAAUGACUAAAAGGGAUGAUGAUCAGGCUAGGAAAUCGGCCGUUUCAGUUGAAGUUUACGUAGCGUCGUUGCUGGAUGUGUUUACAUUCUUGGUGCCGUCGAUUAAUUUGUUUCCGCUUUUGGAGAAUGUAUUACUAGAGUUGGCUGUUUCAUCCGAAACAUUAUCGAUGACUAUUUUUUCCUUCUUGAAAUGGAUAGUGUCUAUAGAAGAGAGUGCAGCAAAAAGCCCGGACGCCUCAAAAAGGAGAAGUGUGGUUGAGUUUUUUUUGAGCUUGAUCCUUUCGCUAUCGUCCGCUCAAAAGUCCGUUUUAUCCCAUGCACAGGUGUUGUCCCCUCCAACUGUGAAAAGCGCUUUGAUGAUGCCCCUUUCUGCGUACAAGCACCCGGAAUACCAGUAUCUUGGUCUCGUUUAUCGAGUCCUCUCUCAUGGACGACUGGUGUCUGAUGAGCGGACUAAGACGGGCGCUCUGACCACCUUUGGCAACACGUUGCGCUUUAACUUGAGCGCUCCGCAUUCCUUCCCGUUAUUGACGACCAAAAAGAUGUUUUGGCGUGGCAUCGUCGAAGAAUUGCUGUUCUUCAUUCGAGGAGAUACCAACUCCCGACAUUUGAGCGAUCGAAACGUACACAUUUGGGACGCGAACUCCACGCGCUCAUUUUUGGAUUCGCGCGGCCUCUUCAGUCGCGAGGAAAACGAUUUGGGACCUAUCUACGGCUUUCAAUGGCGUCACUUCGGUGCCAAAUAUAUUGACAUGCAUGCCGACUAUACCGGACAAGGAAUCGAUCAGCUGGCCAAGUGUAUUGACCAAAUCAAAAACGAUCCGUCCAGCCGACGAAUCGUCUUGACCGCGUGGAAUCCGAGCGAUCUGGACCUCAUGGCUUUGCCACCUUGUCAUAUACUCUGUCAGUUCAACGUCCUAGAUCAACGCUUGUCCUGCCUUGUCUUUCAACGUUCAUGCGAUGUCGGGCUCGGACUGCCAUUCAACAUAGCCAGUUAUGCGCUUUUCACUCUCAUGAUUGCGCACGUGUGCCACUUGCAGCCCGGAGACCUUAUCUACACACUCGGAAACACACACAUAUACUCAUCUCACGUAAGCACACUCGAGACGCAGCUUAUGCGCAUCCCAAAGCCCUGGCCGACGGUGCUUCUAAAUCCAAGCGUCACCGACAUAGACAAAUUCACGCCCGAAGACAUCACACUUAAGGAUUACGAACACCUUGGACCCCUGAACAUGGCCAUGGCCAUAUAA